AUGAUUCAAAUUUUACCGCCCAUCAAAGGAACAUGGAUCCCCAUGGAAUUCAAGAUUAAUAUCACUGAUAAUAAAAUGUUGCUUUUACCAAAACAUUCAUCAACAAAAUUUAACAUUAGAACUAAAUUAAUUCGUACAGAUUCUGGAUAUUCAUUUCGUUCAGAGAAAUUAACUGAUACCUUUGAAAUUCCCCUGAGUACUUGUGCACAAACAAUAACCUAUAAAGUGUUUGGACUUCAAAAACAAACUCAGCCAACGAAUUUUAUGAUAAAACCUGAAUACCUUCCUGAAGUUCAAAAUUUACGUAUUACAAUACCAGAUGACACUAAUGCUCGAACAGUUCAUUUGAAUUGGACAUUGAAUACAGCCAAUAACAAACUAGUAUGCCCUUUUAAAACAUAUGCUUUUGUUGAAUCAGAAAAUAAACGAUUAGAAUAUGAAACAUUACAUAAUCAUUUCGAUAUCAGUUGUCUUGAAUCAAGUAAAUUGUUUAAAAUUGGUGUCAUAGUUAAAUCAGCUCAGAAUACAACAGUUAGUCGAAUGGUUCAAUUAGAUUAUUCAACAUGUGAGUUAUAUUAA
Trichobilharzia szidati is the source of this 579-nucleotide messenger RNA. Lineage: Eukaryota; Metazoa; Platyhelminthes; Trematoda; Strigeidida; Schistosomatidae. The record is from the annotation of a GenBank genome assembly.